AUGGUGAAGCUGCUGCUGAACAAAGGGGCCAACCUGAGCGCCAUCGAUAAGAAGGAGAGACAGCCCAUCCAUUGUGCUGCUUACUUGGGGCAUUCGGAGGUGGUGAAGCUGCUGGUGUCUCGCUCUGCAGAUAAGAGCUGUAAGGAUAAGCAGGGCUACACUCCUCUGCACGCUGCUGCUGCCAGCGGACACCUGGACAUCGUGAAGUACCUGCUGAGGAUGGGCACAGAGAUCGACGAGCCGAACGGCUUCGGGAACACGGCGCUUCACGUGGCGUGCUACACGGGGCAGGAGGCGGUGGCCAACGAGCUGGUGAACCACGGGGCCAACGUGAACCAGCCCAACCGCUGCGGGUACACCCCCCUGCACCUGGCCGCCGUCUCCACCAACGGAGCGCUGUGUCUGGAGCUGCUGGUCAACAACGGGGCCGACGUCAACCAGCAGAGCAAAAAAGGGAAGAGCCCCCUGCACAUGGCGGCCAUUCACGGACGCUUCACGCGCUCCCAGAUCCUCAUCCAGAACGGCGGGGAGAUCGACUGCGUGGACAAGUACGGAAACACUCCUCUCCACGUCGCUGCUAAGUACGGCCAUGAGCUUCUGAUCAGCACUCUGAUGACCAACGGAGCAGACACGGCCAGGUGA
Molecule: messenger RNA, 642 nt
Organism: Notothenia coriiceps (black rockcod)
Lineage: Eukaryota; Metazoa; Chordata; Actinopteri; Perciformes; Nototheniidae
Product: serine/threonine-protein phosphatase 6 regulatory ankyrin repeat subunit C-like
Exons: 5
Molecular function (GO): protein binding
Source: RefSeq, a predicted model, not a curated record